AUGUCUAUAACAGAGAUACUUAGAAAAAGAAUAGUAGAUAGUUUCAAUAGAGGUGACUCACAAGCACAGAUAGGUCGAACUUUUGGAGUUAGUAGAGGAACAGUAGUAAAUAGAAUCAAAAGAUUCGAACAAAUAGAAUCUUUGAAAGAUAGAGUAAGAACAGGUAGACCAAGAAUAUUCAGUGACAGAAUCAGAAGAGCAAUAGUCAGAUUUUUGUUAAUUCGAGAAUGUAUGACCGUUCCCCAAGUGCAACAAUUUCAAGACAAUUGUCCAGUUCAUACCGCCAAUAAUGUGGUCAACUUUAUGAGAGCUCGACGUUUAAAAAAUCUAUUCAUACCGGCAUACUCACCAGAUAUUAAUAUCAUCGAGAAACUAUGGGGAAUAGUUAAAAAGAUAACUUAUAUAUUUGAAUACAUCUUACUUUGUACUUAUUCCUAA
Molecule: messenger RNA, 438 nt
Organism: Heterostelium album PN500
Lineage: Eukaryota; Evosea; Eumycetozoa; Acytosteliales; Acytosteliaceae
Exons: 3
Coding region: 1-438 (145 amino acids)
Molecular function (GO): nucleic acid binding
Source: RefSeq, a predicted model, not a curated record